Molecule: messenger RNA, 2166 nt
Organism: Thalassophryne amazonica
Lineage: Eukaryota; Metazoa; Chordata; Actinopteri; Batrachoidiformes; Batrachoididae
Gene: fbxl13
Product: F-box and leucine-rich repeat protein 13
Biological process (GO): SCF-dependent proteasomal ubiquitin-dependent protein catabolic process
Cellular component (GO): SCF ubiquitin ligase complex
Molecular function (GO): protein binding
Source: RefSeq, a predicted model, not a curated record
AUGGGCCCAGCUACCUUCCAGUAUGUACGAGAAGGCCUACUCCCAUCACAGGCAAUAUUUCACAAGUUGUUGCUUCAGCUGUUUGUUGGUGGGAAAAAGAGGUGGAAGAGGUUCACCGCACAGAGGAACAGAGAUGGCGUGGAGCUGAGUGUGAAGAUGGACAUGGCAACAAAGCAUUACGAGAGAAAACGCCAGCAGCUCGCAUUCACCAAAUGGUUGGAUUGGGUUCAGUUACGCAAAAGGAAACAGGCUGGUAGAAUCAGUCUCAAUGCUUGUGCUGCUCUGCCACUGAUAAGGAUGAAAGUUUCAAAUGCUCGAUGUCUUAAGCGCAUCAUAUUUGCACGGCGCAGUGUUGCAAGAGAGUCAAAGAGGACAAAGGAGUACAUUAAGGAGUUGGAUCUGGGGUUUUCUAAAAUGGACAUUGAAGGAAAACAGACUGAUGUAAUUUCAAUGCUCCCCACGACCCUCUUACAGAAGAUCUUUCAGUAUCUGCAAUUACGAGACUGGAUAAAUUGUGCCGAGGUGUGUUGCACUUGGAAAGCCAUCAUCCAGUCAGGGACACUGGAUAUUGAUCAUCUUUCUUAAUGUUUGUCAUCUCAGAUCAACUUUUCAGUGGAGAGAGAAUGGAUAACGGACAGCACAGUGAAGCAGAUUCUGCAGAACUGUCGCCCGUUUGUGAUCCGUAUCAAUCUGUGUAACUGUGCGAACCUAAAAUGGACCCGUUUAAAAUUUGUCAGUGAAUGUAGAAAUCUGCAGGAACUCAAUAUAUCAGAGUGUGACAAUAUCACUGAUAUGAUGCUUCAGCGAAUCCUCGAAGGCUGUCCCAGUUUGCUCUAUUUAAACCUUUCAUAUACGCUUGUGACAAACACAACAUUAAAACAACUGUCCAGGACGUGUCUGAACCUUCAGUACCCGAGUCUGGCUUACUGCACAGAUGAAGGUUUCAAAUACCUGUCCGCUGGGAAUGGUUGUCACAAUCUCAUCCACCUCAACCUCUCCGGCUGCACUCAGAUGAUGGUGAACGGAUUCAGAUACAUUUCUAAUAGCUGCCCUACACUCAAAAAAAUUGUGAUCAAUGACAUGCUCCCUCUGUCAGAUGCGCUGACAGCCAGAUGUCACUGUCUGUCUUCUGUUUCGCUAUUGGGUGCUCCUCACCUGUCAGACACGGCCUUCAAAGCCAUUGCUGAAGUAUCCAAACUUAAGACUUUCAGUAUAGAAGGAAACGACCACAUAACGGACAUCAGCUGGAAGGCCUUGUGUCAUAGCUCAAGGAGUCUCUGCAGACUCCAUGCUGCACAGUGCCCCAGGAUGACUAAUGCCACCCUCAAAUCUGUUGCCACCCUGAACAACCUGCAAUAUCUGGACAUCUCACAUUGCAACAAUGUAACUGAUAACGGGAUCCGGUACCUAACCGAAGGGUCUUUUAACACCAAACUGCGAGAGCUGAAUGUGAGUCAUUGCAGCAACAUCAACAACAUCUCUGUCAUGAGGAUUGCACAAAGGUUCUGCAGGCUGUACCAUCUCAACUUGAGUUACUGUGAGAGACUGACUGACAUUAGCCUGGAGUGGCUGAGUGGCGGCUGUAUAUCCUCUCUUGAUAUGAGCGGUUGCAACAUCCACGAUCAGGGACUGGCCACUCUUGAGGGUAUUUGCUUGAAGAAGCUUGUUCUUGCAGAGUGUGUUUGUAUCACAGACGCUGGCAUUGAGAAGAUGUGUCAGAAUGUGAUGGCUUUGGAACACGUGGACGUGUCUCACUGUGUAGCUCUGCCUGACUCAGCUAUCAGAGCACUUACGUGUUGCUGCAGAAGUCUUCUCAGUCUGCGGAUAGCAGGCUGUCCAAAGAUGACUGAUAUGGCCGUGCAGUAUCUGACAAGUGGAGCUCCGUACCUUCAAGAGCUUAAUGUGAGCGGCUGUGUUCUUCUGACAGAUCGUACUCUCCGCCUCUUAGAAACAUGUCAUCUUCCGCUUAGGACCUUUGAAAUGUCCUACUGCUGGGGCAUCUCCAAGCUGGCUGCUUUGAAGCUUCAGUCACGUGUGCAGCACUGGGAGCACAGCAGUGAUAAACACGAACACAAGCCAAAAAAGAAGUCCUCACAAGACCUCUUAACAGUUCAGGAGCAGCAGAGGAUGACACAAGGAGGUGGGAUGAUGCAGAGCACUACAUAA